Messenger RNA from Penicillium vulpinum, 5259 nucleotides. RefSeq names its product histidine kinase-like ATPase domain-containing protein. The transcript has 2 exons. Lineage: Eukaryota; Fungi; Ascomycota; Eurotiomycetes; Eurotiales; Aspergillaceae. The coding region runs from base 1 to 5259 and encodes 1752 amino acids. The record is from RefSeq and is a predicted model, not a curated record.
AUGGCUACGAAGGUGGACUUCAACGCGUUGAAGGCGCGGACAAUGGGGUCAGGGGCUGAUGAGGAAGCUGUGACAGUCGAUACAAGAGGAUUGAUUUCCAAAGUGCUUGCCCGAUAUUCCGGGAAGUGGACAGUACUCCGAGAAAUGAUUCAAAACGCCGCUGAUGCCUCUGCAACGAAGGUAACGAUCAAGUUUGAAACCCUUCCAUCGACCACAAUACCGGCACCUCCAUCAAAUGAUCCCACCGCACAUUUGAAACAUACCGUCACCAACCACACCCUCCAACGUGUUCUGAUCUCCAAUAACGGCGCCCCAUUCAGUGAAAAGGACUGGGCGAGAUUGAAGCGGAUCGCAGACGGCAAUCCAGAUGAAACGAAGAUCGGCGCAUUUGGGGUUGGCUUUUACAGUGUUUUCGAUGAUUGCGAGGAGCCGUUUGUGUCUUCAGGUAGCCAAGCUAUGGCCUUCUACUGGAAGGGGAAUGCGUUGUUUACCCGUCGACUGGACCUCGGCGAAGCCGCAAAUCAAGACACCACUUUUGUAUUGGACUACCGCAACGAUUCCUCCCCGGUCCCGUCGUUGCUGCAGCUCUGUCAAUUUUUGGCGAGCAGUUUGACAUUUGUCUCAUUGCAAGAGAUUGAACUUUGGCUAGAUGAUUGGAACCUUCUGCAGCUAUCGAAAAAGACGGCUCCCAGUGUCGAUGUCCCGAUUCCAAGAGACAUUGACACUAAAACUACAGAGGGUUUGAUGAAGAUUGUCAACGUUACUCGAGAAAUUGCGCAGGUCAACGCUUCGUGGAUGCGAAUUGUGGAAUGGAAUCCCAAUGCAAGCUUGUUCCGCCUUGAUAAUCUUCGAGAUACAACCAGUUCGUUAAGAAGUUUCUUCUCCAAGUUCACUCAGGCUACACCUGAGAACCAAUCCAAUGCCCAGCAUCCGGAACCUCAACACCAGGAAGACUCGAGCAACAUGAACACUAUGCUCUCAGCUUCGGUCUUUUUGCAUAUCAACACGGCAUCGCUCCAACCAUCAAUCAGUAGAGAUCUAAGCAAAGAAUUGGAACGAGCCACACGGAAGCCUCCACCUAAGAAAGCAACACUCGCAAUUCUGACUCCUUCUUACGAUGCAAACAUGGCGACUGGGGUGUCCUCGUCACAAUCAGAGAUUCUUUCAUCAAUCUUACCGUCCAAAGGUGGAAAAGUCUUUAUUGGAUUUCCAACAGCACAAACGACUGGCUUGAAUGCCCAUGUCUCUGCUCCAUCUGUCAUUCCUACUGUGGAACGAGAGAGCAUAGAUUUAAACACUCGGUACAUCAGCAAAUGGAAUCUCGAGAUGUUGCGGGCAGUUGGUAUUGUUUGUCGAAUCGCGUGGUCUGCAGAGAUGGCUACGAUAAAAUCGAAACUUGCAUCCAGAGUUGGACCAUCACGCUCAUCUAAGAUUCGAAAAGAAGACAUUGUGGAUGUCCUACCAGAGGCUAUUCACACUGCAAACCAAUUUGUGUUCCGUGAAUCUACCCCAUCUUCUGUUUUGGGGCAGACAAUUGAAGAUUCAUUCUGGAUGUGCAACAAUAAUGCCUCUAUUGAGGUCCUCUCUACUUGUGGUGUCAUCCCCAGUCAUCAAGCGCGAAUCGCACCUAAAGAUCUCAGCUUCAUGGACUCAAUUCCUGCUUUGCCUGAAGAAUUUGUGCAGGGUGCUAAAGAUUUUAUCAAAAAGCUGACAGAUUUCGGGUUAGUUACAGAAAUCACGGUAUCAGACAUCAAGCGCGAGUUAGAGUCUAGUACUUUGCGAUCUAGCCAAGUCCUCGAAUUCAUUUCAUGGCUUGGCCGUAAAACAGUUGCUGGCCAACUUGAUAGGUCUUCGGUUCAGAGUCUACUACGCGUAGCAGUGGCUAAUGACGAGGACAAAGAGGGGCUUCCAACUCGUUUGAUUAUCUUUGCAGAUAUUUCCUCUUUUUUGAACCCUCAGCGCAUUCCAGCGGAAUUACCCAUACCACCGAGUGUGAUACCUUUCAAGUUCACCAAGUCUUUGGGCAAGCAUGAACUAGAGGCACUUGGCUGGGCCGAGCUGCAAAUAGUUCCCUGGCUGCUCUGGAUCGUCAGAAAUUGCGGAGACCGCAAUAUUUUCUCGGUAGAUCAAGAUAUAACAAAGUCAGCAACCUUUUCGGGCCAGAUAUUGCCUGUUCUGUCAAAGCAGUGGGAAACUCUGAGUCAAGAUUCAAAACAAAAUGUUGUCGCAAUACUUCAACCCCAGACUGUGAUCCCCACGAAAUUUGGAAUGAAGCAGCCUGUGCAGACAUAUUUUGCUUCCGUACGCCUUUUUGACGACCUGCCUGUGGUUCAUGGCUUGAAUAGUGUCAAGGAGAAAAUGUUGAUCCAACUUGGGGUUCGCAAAACCGUGGAGCUUGGUGUGAUCUUUGAUCGUCUGAUCAAUACCCCAACCUCUGGCGAUGUGAAAGCUCCUACGUCCAGAAAAUGGAACCACGUUGAUCUCAUCCGAUACCUCGCCUCUGUACAAGAGGACAUACCCGCGAAAGAUAUCCAGAGACUCAAGGGGACGAGCAUUUGUACUGCUGAGAGCGGGAGCGGAACUGAAGGCACACGCUACAAGAUUUCCGAGCUUUAUGAGCCAAAGGAUGCACUUCGAACUCUCGGGUUACCGAUUAUCGAGUGGCCAGGCAUUUAUACCAGCAGCAGCAAGGAGGGUAAAUUUCUUACGGUGAUGGGGCUUAACAGUUACCCAUCGGCUGUUGACCUCGUAAUGCUCAUGUCAGCUAGAAGCACAGGGAAAGAUAGUCGAUCAAGCAAGGCUCUGUCAUAUUUUCUCGGCGAAUACCACACAAAUGGCUAUGUUUCGUUUGAUAUUAGUGCGGUGACAGUGCCAUUCCUUCCCAUUGAAGGAUCCGAUAGCUUAAGCGCUCCGAAAAAGUGCUUUACCGAUGAGGGUGCUGCCUUGUUUGGAUUCAAGCUUCUCAAAAAGAAUCUCCAUCCCCAUGCCUCCAGGUUGGGAGUCAAGCCUCAUCCUUCAAUGACGGACUGUCUUCAAGUUCUCGCGAAGCAGCCCCCGACUACCCAGAGGGAUGCGCAGAUUGUGUUCAAAUACCUAGCAGGCAGGAUAUCCGAUCUGAAACAGCAAGAUAUAAACCGCAUUAGCCAAAUUCCUAUCAUCCCAGUCCCCAUCCACAACCAAUCAGAAAAGGGGGUCAAACACCGGCUUGUGGCCCCUAGGUCGUGCUAUCUUGGAGAAGGAGAGGACUACAAGGAUAUAUUUGACUUUGUCAAUUUCGGACUGGAAGGGAACCUAUUUCUCAUGGCCAUCGGCUCAAAACGAGAACCAACUAAGAUUGAGGUUGCACGCAUGCUAGUCAAAGAGCCCGCUCGCAUAUCUGCUGCAUUCCAAAGUUCCGAGAAAUACCUCAUGCUUCUCAGGACACUGGCGGAGUACCUCCCGACACUGAAGAAGGAUAAGGAUCUUUUCAUUGAGAUGCGGAGUGCGAAAUUCCUUCUCGCCAGUCGAGAUAUCCCACCCGCUGCAUCAGAUCAUGGUGGCAAAGAAAAGCCAAAUUUUAACGAAUUCAAUGACGGAGAUAGCGAUAUGGACAUCAAAGAAUGGAGUCUCGCCUCUGCUAAGGACAUUGUCGUGGUAGACGAUUUCCAAAGUUUCAACCUCUUCAAGGAACACAUCUUCGCAGCCCCGCAAGAAGAGGCAUUGGAGGACUUCUACACUGCUCUUGGGGCUAUACCAUUGAGUGGCCUUGUUGAACAACAAACACGGUUUGGCAACAUCGCCUCUGAUCAAACUCGCGCACACAAGCUAGAGAAGUUGAUUCUAGAACGUGCGCGGCUUUUCUUGCAUGAUCAGCCUGCAGAUUCUGUUCUACAUGGAGCCCAAUGGUUGGAGAAGUCGUUCAACGUCCAGGUUGUGACCUCGAUCGGUCUUAGGAGAUCGCUAAAGGGACGUCGGGUGUCACACACACAGAAGCGAAAUGCGAUUGUCGCACAGCAGACCUCGGGAUUUGUCAUGUGCAUCUGUCCUGAUAGAUACGACCUGUAUGAGAUCAGUCAAUCCUUGGCGCAUUUGAUUUUAAAGCGACCGAAGCUGCACUCGAUUCUCACAUUGGAAAUGCUGUUGAAGACUGAGCUCUUGGAACUCCGGGCUCGAGGUUACAACGUGGAACGUAUUCUGAAGCAAAAGGCCCAAGAAGCUCGGAUUGCGGAAAAUGAGCGUCAAAAGCAGGUAGAGGAGGAGAGGCGCGUAUUGCAAGAGAAAGAAGCUGCCUGGGCAGCGGGUCAAGCCCGGCGUGACUCUCAACGGGCCGAGGAAGACAGGGCCGAAACACAGACGCAUAAUUCGAUGCCCGGCGUUUUCCCGGAGUCGCCGAAAAAUGACAAGAGCUUGCCAGAAGAAGCACAUGCCGUUCCUCCACAGCCAAUGCCUAUGCCUAUACGGCCCAGUCGAAGCAUGUUUGCCAAUCUGUCAAAACGACUUGGCUUAGAUGGUGGAAAGUCCGGCUCAAACUCUGGCACUGACGAACAACCUCGGUCUCCACGUCCCGAGUCUUCCACACUUCCGCCACCGCCUUACUCCCCCAACGACCCCCAGACCCAGCAAAAGCGCCCAGAACAAUCUGUAAAUGCCAAUUCGCCGCACCGAUUGAACUCCGAGCUUCUCUCCGCCGUCCAAGCAUGCCGACCUCACGGAUCCUCCGACGUGUACAGUCGCCCAGAGACAAACGAAAUCCAAGAAAGCAAGUCCUACUGUGAUGAGCGCCCAAGCCACGACCUGGAAUUCGUAGCCAUGCUCCCUAGCAGUCGUAUGAACGUCCUCUUCACGAGGACAGCUGUCACCGAUCGAUCCGCCUUCCUCGCGAAAAACCGCGUAGGGCUUAACCUCUUUGCUUCAAUUCUCCUUGACUGUGGUACAAUCUUCUCAAUGCGGGCUGACAGCCUAACCAUCUUCUAUGACCCGGGCGGCAAGACGAUCGCAUUCAACCGCGCAGGCAGUAUUUUCUGCAACUACUUUUACUUCCAGUCUUUACAGGAGCAGGAUCUUCUCCAGAGCGCGAAUCCAAAUCGCGCUGAUGCUAUUGUGUAUUGGUGGGUUAUUCUGUGCCAUGAACUGGCCCACAACUUGGUCGGGGACCACAGUUCUGCGCAUAGUUACUACACGGAGGGCUUCGUGGCGCAGUAUUUCCCUAAGGUUGCUGUCAAGCUUGCUUCUCUGCAGAUGCCAGCCCCAGCCCCAGCUCCUCCAUCUGGACAGUCUUGA